Molecule: messenger RNA, 2201 nt
Organism: Paralichthys olivaceus (Japanese flounder)
Lineage: Eukaryota; Metazoa; Chordata; Actinopteri; Pleuronectiformes; Paralichthyidae
Product: 7-alpha-hydroxycholest-4-en-3-one 12-alpha-hydroxylase-like
Molecular function (GO): heme binding; sterol 12-alpha-hydroxylase activity; iron ion binding
Source: RefSeq, a predicted model, not a curated record
GGAAUCAGUCAUGGGACUGCUGCUCCCUCUCCUUCUUUGUUUACUCUCCUGUCUGAUUGGAGGACUGUACUUACUUGGUGUGUUUCGACAGCACCGACCAGGAGAACCCCCUUUGGAUAAGGGGCUCAUCCCUUGGCUGGGUCAUGUCUUGGAGUUUCGCAGGAACACUUUCAAAUUCAUUGAGAGGAUGAAGCAAAAACAUGGCGAUGUGUUCACAGUGCAGCUGGGAGGGUUUUAUAUCACAUUCCUUCAAGAUCCUCUGUCGUUUGGGGCAUUUGUUAAGGAGAGUCGCGAAAAACUGGACUUCAGGCUGUUUGCUAAACAUCUGGUGCACAGAGUGUUUGGUUAUGUGGCAGAGGAGGAUGACCACAGUAUUCUCCAGGUCACCAGCAACAAGCACCUCAAGGGGGACGGUCUGAAGGUAUUGACACAAGCUAUGAUGAAUAAUUUACAGAAUCUGAUGCUGCAUGAAGUCGGCUCAGCAGCUGACCAAGGCAGCUGGAAAGAAGAUGGACUGUUUAUGUACAGCUACAAUAUCCUUUUCAGAGCCGGCUACUUAUCCCUGUAUGGCAAUGCACCUCCCAAGUCAGAAGAAAGUGAGGAGAAAGCCAAAGAGAAAGACAGAACUGAAUCUGAAGCCUUGUUUAAAGAGUUUCGUAAAUAUGACCAACUCUUCCCCAACCUGGCUUACGGGGUCCUUUCACCGAGGCAAAGGUUGGAAGCAAAGAGGCUGACGGAACUAUUCUGGAACACUCUGUCGGUGCAGAAGAUAAAGAUGAAGGACGACAUCAGCGGCUGGAUCUGGGACAUGCAGCAGUUUCGAGAGGAGAGGGGUAUGAAGGAGUCAAUGAUCAGCAYGUACAUGUUUGUGCUUCUCUGGGCCUCUCAGGGCAACACAGGUCCUUCUGCAUUCUGGCUGCUCCUCUACCUCAUGAAACACCCAGAAGCCAUGAGGGCAGUGAAGGAAGAGCUAGAUCAGGUUCUGAAGGAAUCAGGGCAGGAAGCCAGACGUGAUGGCCCUUCGAUCAKCCUGACCUAUGAAAUGCUGAAGAAAACACCCGUCCUGGACAGUGCUUUGGAAGAGACCCUCCGACUCUCUGCUGCACCUGUCCUCACCAGAGCUGUGCUCCAGGAUAUGACCCUCAAGAUGGCAGAUGGGCGUGAAUAUUUCAUACGCAAAGGUGACAGAAUGGCUAUGUUUCCUUAUGGUGCUGUUCACACUGACCCAGAGAUCCACCCUGACCCACUUUCAUUCAAAUAUGACCGCUUUCUGAAUCCUGACGGGAGCAAGAAAACAGACUURRACAAGAAUGGGAAGAAGGUGAAGUUUUACACCAUGCCCUGGGGUGCUGGGGUCUCCAUGUGUCCCGGGCGUUUCUUUGCCUCUAAUGAGGUGAAGCAGUUUGUUUUCCUGGUGUUGGUCUACUUUGAGAUUGAGCUGAAGAAUCCUGAGGAGAAAAUACCUGAAUUUGACUUCAGCCGAUGGGGCUUUGGGUCCAUGCAGCCUAACAGAGAGGUCCAGUUUCGAUACCGACUCAGAUUUUAAACCAGCUAAUCAUUUUGACAUCUCUGUCAAAACAUUUUUUGAUUUUGAUCAACUCUUGAAGCUUUCUUUGAAACUGAAAAGUUUCUGAUGAAUGUCAGAUUCCACAAUAACGUUUGUACUAGUGAUAAUCAAAUUUAUGUAACGUGUUUUCUGCAUGUUUACAUAAUUUAAAUAAUAGCUCAUCUAAAUGACAGUUUAUAUGACACAUUUUCUGCUUCCUUAGCCAGGUUUAGUCAGAUACAUAAAAUAAGCUGCUGUGUGUGUUAUCUUUAGUAGCAUCUAGAAUCAUUAAGCAUGUGCUCGUUGAGUUUCAGUGACCAGGUUUCAAAGAAAUGGUUGGACGAUAAAGGUUAGGUUUUAUUUGGGAAAGUCUUCUGUCCAAAAACAGCACCCAUAAUGCCAAUUACAUGUGUGCUGAUUUCCAAACAUGAUGCAUAUUUUUCGCAACUGCACUUCUUGCUUUUAAGUUUAUAAUGCUAGGGACUGUUGAUUUAAUGAGAGAGGUGUAGAAACAAAAUACAUUCUCUUUACAUUUUUUUUUGUGUGAUCAUGUCUGAUAAUUAAAAUCACUUUGUAAACAGCUCAGCUAACUAUUAGCCAUAGAAAAUUACAUUGUUGAAUUGCUGUGUUAAUGUCUUACAGUGUUUUGCUUUGA